This is a messenger RNA of Pocillopora verrucosa, 4551 nucleotides long. The record is from RefSeq and is a predicted model, not a curated record. Lineage: Eukaryota; Metazoa; Cnidaria; Anthozoa; Scleractinia; Pocilloporidae.
GAGCGGCUGAAGGGCGUCUUUCUGCGGGGAAAUCAAUUUCGCGUCGAUUUAAGUACUGUAUUAGGUUACGCUUGAGGCCUCUUUCGAUCGCCUAGAAUAACAUCAACGCCGAUUUCACAGAGCUAUUGCGACACCUAGAGAAGUAGUAUCUAAGCUGUUUGCAUCGUUUACAACGCUUAUUACCAAUUCGACUCUAAAUACUGAGCUCUCAAAGGCCAAAGUGUAAAGAGUUAUCUAUAUCCACAAGAUUCCAAUCAACUCAGAUUUUGUCCCCUUUAUUAUCAGGCAACAUGUUUUCAGCUAUUCCUUUUGCAAAGUCAUUAUAUGAGACUUUGUCUCAAGCUCUCACAGGAAGAGAUGAGGUGCUAGAGGUUUUGGGUGCAUUUGACCUGUCCAAUGAAUCACUACAGGAAAUCAUGAGUCUUCUUAUUGGUGACUUUCAAAAAGGGCUCUCUGCUGAUGAAAGUGAGCGAGCAGAAAGCCCAAUUAAAAUGCUUCCUACAUAUGUAAGGGCCAUUCCUGAUGGCUCCGAAGAAGGUGACUUUCUAGCCUUGGAUCUAGGUGGAACAAACUUCAGAGUUCUUAAGAUUUCACUUGAAGAUGGCAAAGUCAAUAUGGAAAGUGAAAUAUAUCCUUUGGCCCAAAAUCUGAUGACCAGUGAUGCAAAUACUCUGUUUGACUACAUCGCUGGCUGUAUAUUACUCUUUGUGAAGAAAAACAAAAUAAGUGAAAAGUCGCUGCCAUUGGGGUUCACAUUUUCAUUUCCUGUAAAGCAGUUAUCACUGACAUCUGGCCUGUUGAUAAGAUGGACAAAGGGUUUCAGUGUUGACGGAGUGGAGAAUGAAGAUGUUGUCAAAUUGCUGCAUGAAGCACUUAUAAGGAAUGGAGUGAGUGCUAGUGUGGAUGUGGUGGCUCUGGUCAAUGACACCACAGGUACAAUGAUGUCCUGUGCAUUUGAGAAUCCAUCAGUCAGUGCUGGGUUAAUCUUGGGCACUGGAACCAAUGCUUGCUACAUGGAGAACCUUGAUAAUGUUCCUAAGUGGGACGGAGAUAGAGAUGAACCACGACAGGUGAUUAUUAACACAGAAUGGGGUGCAUUUGGUGAUAACGGAAGCUGGAAUCACCUCCGAACAAAGUAUGAUGAACAGGUUGACAAGGAUUCCCUGAAUCCCGGAAUGCAAUUAUUUGAGAAGAUGAUUUCUGGAAUGUAUCUGGGUGAACUUUGCCGAAUUGUUUGCAUGGACUUGGCUGACAAGAAACUGCUGUUCAAAGGACAAGCCAGUGACAAAUUCAAGACCAAAAACAGCUUCCUUACCAAGUUUGUGUCUGAUGUUGAAAGUCAUCAAAGGCACAAGAUAGACGAAGUUCUGAAAGAAAUGGGAGUGGAGAAACAAACUUCAGAGUCAGAUAUUGAGGUUUUGCAGCGAGUUUGUGCUGCAGUCUCUAUAAGAGCCGCGAGACUGGCUGCAGCAGGGAUUGCUUCAAUUGCCAAGAAAACAGGAAACUACACGACUACAAUUGCUGUUGAUGGAAGCCUCUUUAAAAAACACCCACAGUUCAAACGUUACAUGCAAGAGACUCUGUCUGAAAUUUUGCCACAAAGCAACAUCACCUUGAUGUUAUCUGAAGAUGGUUCAGGCAAAGGAGCAGCUCUCAUAGCUGCAGUUGCAUCAAAAUCAGAAAAACACCUAAUACAUAUUCAUGCGUUUUUAAAGUUAUCAAAUUUAAAGAGUCUCGCAGAAUCUGUGAAAGUUGAGAACAUGUUUGCAGCCACAUCUUUCGCACAAUUAGUCUGUGAAUCUCUGACGAGGGCUUUCACGAAAAGAGACGAGGUAUCAGAUUUUUUAGGGGCGUUUGACUUGUCGAGGGAAGCCAUCCUGGAAAUCACCAAUAGAUUAUGGAAAGACUUUGAUAGAGGCCUCUCUGCAGAUGAAAACGAACGAGCGAACAGCCCGGUCAAAAUGCUUCCAACUUAUGUGAGGAAGAUACCUGAUGGUUCAGAAUCUGGCAACUUCCUUGCAGUGGAUCUUGGUGGAACAAAGUUCAGGGUGCUAUCAAUCUCCAUACAAAAUGGCGAAAUUAAAGACAAAAUUGAAUUCCCACCUCUCGACCAGACAAUAAAAACUAGUGAUGCUGAAACGUUUUUCAAUUACAUCGCUCACCAUAUUUCUCUCUUUGUCAAGAAACAUGAGCUAAAUGAUCAAUUGCUGCCACUUGGGUUUACAUUUUCUUUUCCAGUGAAGCAAUCAUCACUCUCGUCGGGGUUUUUGACUCGAUGGACAAAGGGAUUUACUGCUUCUGGGGUAGUAAAUGAAGAUGUUGUCAAACUACUUAAGGAGGCACUUGGAAGAGAGGGGAUGGGUUCUAAUGUGGAAGUGUUAGCCAUUGUCAAUGACACCACAGGUACAAUGAUGUCCUGUGCAUUUAAAAAUCCAUCAGUCAGCGCUGGGUUAAUCUUAGGAACUGGAACCAAUGUUUGCUACAUGGAGCACCUUGAUAAUGUCCCUAAAUGGGACGGAGAUAGAGAUGAACCACGACAGGUGAUUAUUAACACAGAAUGGGGUGCAUUUGGUGAUAAUGGAAGCUUGAAUCAUGUUCGGACAAAGUAUGAUGAACAGGUCGACAAGAAUUCCCUGAAUCCUGGAAUGCAAUUAUUUGAGAAGAUGAUUUCUGGAAUGUACCUUGGUGAACUUGUCCGCAUUGUUUGCAUGGACUUGGUUGACAAAAAACUGCUGUUCAAGGGACAAGUCAGUGAAAAAUUCAGGACUAAAGACAGCUUCCCUGCUGAGUUUGUGUCUUGGGUUGAAAGUGGGGAAAAGCACCAGAUAGAUGAGGUUCUAAGAGAUAUGAAAAUGGACAAUGAACAAGCAACAGGAUCUGAUAUUGAGAUUUUGCAGCGAGUAUGUGCUGCAGUUUCCAUAAGAGCUGCCAGACUGGCUGCAGCAGGGGUUGCUACAAUUGUCAAGAAAACAGGGAAGUACACAACUACAAUUGCCGUUGAUGGAAGCCUCUUCAAAAAUCACCCACAAUUCAAACGCUAUAUGCAAGAGACUCUCAGAGAAAUUUUACCCCAAGCUAACAUAACCCUGAUGUUAUCUAAGGAUGGUUCAGGCAGAGGAGCUGCCCUCAUCGCAGCAGUUGCUCAAAGAAUGUAUAGCACUUGAGCUCAUGGCAAUAUUUUUCAGAAAAUUUUUUAAAUUGUAUUAUUGAAGAUUGAAAAGAAAGAAAUUUCCAUUAACUAUUGUAAGCCCGCAAGUAGCAUUUUAAAAUAUGCAGAGGAUAAAUACUGACUGCCUAGAAGUUAGACUUUUACCUCUAAGUCUGUAAACUGUAUUCUAAAAAAUGCAAUUCUGAUAUCAAAUAUUCUCAAUGAAUUAUCAAUAAUAUAAUUUAAUUUUUGUUUAUGCACAGUUAAAUGAACAAAAUAUAAGAUUUAGCCCCCAAAAAUUGGGAGCCUCUUUUUUAAAAUGUACAGAACUGUAGAGAAGAACAGCACAAGUCCAAAGAAAAUCAAUAAUCUGUCUGUCACCUCUCUUCUGUUAUACUUAUUCAGAAGAUUCUUGCUUGUCUGAAUUACUCCUGAUAAACCUUUGUAUUCUUCUUGUGUGUCCUUAACUUGAGAAGAAGAUUGUGCUGAAAAAAAUUUACAACGACAAAAACACUGAUGAAUUGUGCAGUAAACACAAAAAAAAUGGGAACGGUGUCAGCCUCUGAGAAAUUGUGGGCCUACCCUUCCCCUACUCCAACAACAGUUAACUGAUGACAAGUUGGGGUUAAUGUUGGGUCAGGGGAGGUAAGUGUGCAGUUGCUCAGAUACUGACAUUGAUCUUGAAAUUGUUUUGGAGUAUGGUUAAAUUAAGGUCUGUAAAACCAUUUGACUUUGCCAACUCUCAGCAUUACGCUGUCAAAACAAAGCAAUUCAAAAUGACAGAGGGUGAUUCAAUCAUGCCACUAACCAUAAUACAAUUUCUUAAUUCAUUGUUCUUCACCAAAAUGAAUAACCACAACAUUUGUCAAGAUCUUAUGAUUACCUCUAUCACAAUGAUUAUAACUGUUCAACAGCAAGAAAAAUCUAUUCAAGCAAGGUCAUCGUAUACAGCUUAAUAAUUAUUAUGAACCCUUCAACUCCAAAGAUCUGAUAGUCAAUUCUCCCCUCAAGCUAUUACAUAUUUCCUUUGAUGUUAGUUACAAGAGUUCGGUAUUAGAUCAAACCAACAAAUUCUACAUGAUAUGUCUGAGUAUUCUCAUUACCUGUUUGCUGAAUAAUGUAGGGUUAUUGCAGCUAGAAGUUAGAUGUUAAUCACUUCUGGGAGUUAAAGGGUUAAUGAUAGUAAACUUUGAGCGCCCCUCUUUGUGGAUCUUACCUAGUAUCUGCAUAUCAGCUUCACUCUGUUUGACUUGACCAUCCAUCAUCCUAGCAAUACUCAUCAAAUCUUGAGUUAUGUUACUAGCAGUCUUUGCUAAAUUUUCUUUGUUAAAGGUUCUGAAAAGUAACACAGAGGUGAGCAGUGAAUCACUUAAUAAUCAUUAUGGAAUAAACUAAGUUACAAU